AUGUCUUCAGUUGAGGUUUUUAGAGAGUUUGUCAACGAGCGACUAAAUGCUGCUGCUGAAGAAAUAUUCGGAGUUUUUCAAGAAGCUGUCGUCGAGUACGAGGCAGAGAUCCAUCGUCAGCGCAGACUGCUGGAUGUCGUUUGGAAACCGGAAAUAAAGUUACACAGGAUAGAGCUCCCACAGCAACAUGUCUGUAAGGAGGAGGAGGUCCUCUCUGACCAGCAGCUCUGUAUUCAGGAGAGGAACUCCAGUCUGGACCAAGAGGACCCAGAGCCUCCACAGAUUAAAGAGGAGCAGGAGGAACUCUGCACCAGUCAGGAGGGAGAGCAGCUUGUACUGAAGCAGGAGACUGAUACCUUUAUGUUGACUCCUACUGAUGAGGAAAGUGACCACCAGCUCCUCUCUCACAACUCUCACGUAGCUGAGCGCCAAGAUCAGAAAGGAGGCAAGCAUGGAGACUCAGGCUCAACUAGAACUGCAGAGCCAAAUGAACAGAAUCUAAAUCACGAAAGCACAAGUCACAGUAACAAUGUAGAAAACCCUCACCUGUCAGAGAUGCACUGUGAUACUCACACAGGUAAACAGCCUUUCAAAUGUGACACAUGUGGAAAAGACUUUCAGAAUAAAUCAAAACUGAAGAGACAUCUGACAAUCCACACAUGUGAGAAGACAUAUUCUUGCAGAACAUGUGGGAAAGCUUUUAAACUUUGUAGCAACUUGACACGCCACACAGGUGUGAAGCCAUAUUCUUGCAGAACAUGUGGGAAAGCUUUUAAACUUUGUAGCAACUUGACACGCCACAUCAGAACCCACUCAGGUGAGAAGCCAUAUUCUUGCAGAACAUGUGGGAAAAAAUUUGGAUUUCAUAGUAACUUGACACGCCACAUGAGAACCCACACAGGAGAGAAGCCAUAUUCCUGCAACGCUUGUGGGAAAAGAUUCACUCAGAAAUCAGCAUUGACGUCUCAUCAUACAAGAAUCCACACAGGCCCCUUGGUGUCCCCGCCUCUGCUCAUGCCUUUUUAAGGCUGCAUACUGCAUUAUACCCUAAGCUCCCACAGCAACAUGUCUGUAAGGAGGAG
Messenger RNA from Cottoperca gobio, 1082 nucleotides. RefSeq names its product zinc finger protein 37 homolog. Gene Ontology annotation, cellular component: nucleus. Bases 1 to 1026 code for a protein of 341 amino acids. Gene Ontology annotation, biological process: regulation of gene expression. The record is from RefSeq and is a predicted model, not a curated record. The transcript is spliced from 4 exons. Lineage: Eukaryota; Metazoa; Chordata; Actinopteri; Perciformes; Bovichtidae.